This is a messenger RNA of Asterias rubens (European starfish), 1987 nucleotides long. RefSeq lists its product as uncharacterized. The transcript has 2 exons. NCBI's taxonomy places the organism in Eukaryota, Metazoa, Echinodermata, Asteroidea, Forcipulatida, Asteriidae. The record is from RefSeq and is a predicted model, not a curated record. The coding region runs from base 102 to 605 and encodes 167 amino acids.
UUGUAAGAGCAGACCGUGGGACAGAGAACUGCUAUGUACGGGAAUUCCAGAGAUUCUUACGGCGUAAUGGAAGUGAUGCCUUUGCAGAAGAAAGGAGUUUCAUGUACGGUUCAAGCAACCACAAUCAACGGAUCGAAAGUUUUUGGGGAUUUUUGAGGAAAGAAUGCAUUGAGUUCUGGCUAGAAUUUUUCCAUGGAAUGAAGAACGAGGGAUACUUUGAUGGCACCUUUCUUGACGUGAACCUAGUUCUCUUCUGUUUCCUCGGCCUAAUCCAGGAUGAACUUGACCGGACAGCUGAUGUGUGGAAUACGCAUAUCAUUUCCCCAUCCAAGAAUGAAAAUGUACCACACGGCCGACCAAAUGUUAUGUAUUUCGUGCCAGAAUUAUAUAACACUAAAAACUACACACAGGGGAUCACUCAAGAUGAUUUAGACGAAUGUGAGGAAGAAUGUAUCUUCCGAGGAUCGAUUCCAUGCGAUGAGGACGUCUUCCGUCUUUGCAGUUUUAUCAUGGCAAAGAGACACCUUACUUUGUCACAUGAUGCCUACAGUGGACUUGAAUUGUACCUCGUUCUGAGAGAGGUAUUGUCAGUAUUAAAUGAAUAACAUUUAUUACAAUCUUCAGAUUAGUGAAAAUACUAAAUGAACAUAAUUGGAUCUAGCAAAACAUGGGAUAAACCAACCCACCUCUGCCUUCCACGUCCUAUGUACGAUUAUGUUACUAUACCAAAACCCUGGCCCAAUUUCAUGGCUCUGUUUACCGUAAGCAACGAAUCGGCGAUUAUGGAAGCAGUGUUUAUCACAGAUUAGCACGAAAAUGUUUCUUGGGCGCGUGCGUACUUCACGUUUCACAGGCAUUCUUUGCUUAAACUAGCGCCGAAAUUCAGCAUUUUCACUGUAAGCGAAGAAUGGAGAUCACAAGCACAGAAUUCUGCGGUAAAAAAAGCCAUGAAAUUGGGCCAAGAUCUUGGAGUGUUUGACUGUGGUCUUAGAGCUGCAAACCAGCAUUCUGCCUUCUCUGUCAAAGCUUUUGACAUGAAUACUUCAAAAUAAUACACACACAACUCUUUCAAAUUAAAAGUGCAUGUGGGCUUGAAGUGCAAGUACAAAAUACAUUUAGCGCGUUUUUAUUAAAGAUCUAAUUUAGUUACGGUCAAUAUACUGUUUAAAAAGUAAGUAUAAAUCAUACACUUGUGAAUAAAGUCUAAAGUGUAUACGUUAUCGAAAAGCUGAAGAAGAGAUCGUCGUUUCAUUUCAAGCCGAUUGUCUAAAAUUAAUAAAGUAGGCCGCCAUGUGUUGUUAAGCAAGUGAUGAAUGCUCAAUAUUGAGCCACUUCGCCAAUAAUGUGCAAACUGACAACAGUUUUUAAGACGCCGUUAAAGUAUAAGAAUGACAAGUAAUAAGUUCUUGGCGAAUUGAUGUGUUCUUUUUUAUUGAAACAAACGGCAAGUAAACACUAACAAUGGAAUACAGAAAACAGAUUAACAAAAUAGUGUAAACAAUCUUUUAAAAAGUGCAUCGUGGCAAAAUGUUCAACAAAUUAAUUGCCGUGAAUGUAUGCCAUUCAGACAAGAUCAGGGCCAAAUUAUUUCAUAGAGCUGCUUAAGCAGGUAAUUUUGCUUACAAUGUGUGAUUAGCAAAAAUGAGCAGGCAUUAAGAAAUGGUGCAUGUGACAUGGUAUUUUGGCUGGUUACCUUAUUCUGGUAAGCAUAAUUUUGUUGUGCUUAGCUUCUUUUCUGCUUAAGCAGCUCUAUGAAAUUGGGCCCUGUCAGCAUGACAACUCAAUGGUAAGGCUAUAGUUUUAUUAGGACAGUUACAAAUGUAUAAUACAAACGUGUUUCUUUAUACACCGUUUAAAAGUGGCGCACAGGAUGUCUUGCUAAACAAUGUUUUUAUUUUUAUGUUUUAUUUAUAUGUAAACUUAGGAUCUGACAUUUAAAUUUGUAUCAUUAGUUAGUUUGUCAGACAGAAAAUGUGCUCGUUAUAUA